Pristis pectinata (smalltooth sawfish) is the source of this 4448-nucleotide messenger RNA. RefSeq names its product TBC1 domain family, member 5 (gene tbc1d5). Gene Ontology annotation, molecular function: GTPase activator activity. The transcript is spliced from 24 exons. Bases 380 to 2896 code for a protein of 838 amino acids. Gene Ontology annotation, biological process: activation of GTPase activity. The record is from RefSeq and is a predicted model, not a curated record. NCBI's taxonomy places the organism in Eukaryota, Metazoa, Chordata, Chondrichthyes, Rhinopristiformes, Pristidae.
CACAGCACAGCACUCGGUGCGCAAGCGUAUUGCCGGCUGUCAGCCUUCGGUAGUGCGCAGGUGGAAUCCCGGUCGCCGGCUGGAGGCGGCGGCGGUGAGUGCGCAGCCGCGCUGCCGGUUGUCUGGCCAGUGGUGGCGGCGGCGCGGUACUGGAGUCUCCUGUUUCUGGGACAGGGUGGAGGAGGCGGAGUCCGUGCGGCGGAUCAGGUGUUGACCAACUGAGCUUACAGAGUGUUAAAUCAAGUAUUACUGAAAAAUUUGGAGUAAAUCCUAUCCUGCUGAUUGGUCUCCAACUGCUUGAUCAAGCUAUCAUUUUUGACCUUGUGCCUUUAGGUGGUGCUGUGGGUAAUUAUUUUGGAUCCUUGAGGUGACUGUCAAGAUGUUGUCCUCCUCAAGCAGAAUUUCAGCCUUUGAAACUAGACAUCCUUUGGAAACAGAUGCUCAAGAAACUGGAAUAGAUCCCUUACAAAAUGAACUGGUAAAAGAUGAUGACAGUGGUGAGAAUAAUGAAAACAAGGAAACCAAAAUGCUUUCAGAAUUGGACAAUGGGAAAUACAGCUCCUAUAGCAAAGAGUGGGAAGACCUGUUUGAACACAGUAAUUACUUUGCAAGAAUAAGACUGAAGGGGAUUAAUGGACAGCUGAGAAGCAGCCGAUUUCGCAGCGUUUGUUGGAAGCUGUUCUUGGAAGCUUUGCCUGAGGAUAAAAAGCAGUGGCUUAAUAAAACAGCAGAAUUAAGAUCUCACUAUGAGCAGAUAAAAGAAAUUCAUAUAACAAACCCUCGGAAAGCUGCUGGACAGCAAGAUCUAAUUGUCAAUAACCCACUUUCACAGGAUGAAGGGAGUCUUUGGAACAAGUUUUUUCAGGAUAAAGAACUUCGAGCAAUGAUUCAACAAGAUGUGACAAGAACGUUUCCUGAAAUGCAGUAUUUCCAACAGGAAAGUGUGAGGCAGAUCUUGACAGAUAUCCUGUUUUGUUAUGCGAGAGAAAAUGAGCAGCUGCUUUACAAGCAGGGUAUGCACGAAUUACUGGCUCCUCUCAUCUUCAUUCUGCACUGUGAUCACCAAGCCUUUUUACAUGCAAGUGAAACGGCAAAUCCAAGUGAGGAAAUGAAAGCUCUCCUGAACCCUGAAUUCUUGGAACAUGAUGCUUAUGCAAUGUUUUCACAACUUAUGGACACUGCAGAACCAUGGUUUUCAAGUUUUGAAAGAGAAAUAAGAAAGGGUAAAGAAGAGAUGGUCACAGCUGUACCAUUUGCAAGACCUCAGGAUCUGGGACCAUCGCUUGCUAUAGUUUCUAAAGUGAAUCGCAUUCAAGAUCAGUUAUUAAAAAAAUAUGACACGGAGCUUUACAUGCACCUUAAUCGACUAGAAAUAGCUCCUCAGAUUUAUGGAAUACGAUGGGUCAGACUCUUGUUUGGACGAGAAUUUCCUCUUCAGGAUCUCUUGGUGAUCUGGGAUACAUUAUUUGCUGACAGUGUCACCCUGGAUUUAGUUGAUUAUAUUUUUCUAGCAAUGAUGUUAUACAUAAGGGAUGUCUUAAUUGCCAGUAACUAUCAGACUUGCCUUGGAUUGCUUCUCCAUUAUCCUUCUGUAGAAGAUGUACAUUCUUUAAUCCAGAAGGCACUCUUUUUAAGAGAUCCAAAGAACAACCCAAGACCAAUGAAUUACCAGUUCCAACAGAAUCUAGAUUACUACAGGGCACGUGGUGCUGAAAUUAUGAACAAGACACGUGCUGGGGCAAAGGUUGCUCCUCUCAACAUCAAUAAGGUGUCCAGCAGCUUAAUGAACCUUGGACGGAAGCUGAUAAAUCCAGCUAUCUUAGUCGGUGGUACCAGUAGCUUUCAAAACGUUGGGACAAACUACAGCAGCAAUCCUUCACCCCAGCCAUCUUCCCAAAAAGUAAUGGUGGAACACACCCAGCAUCAUCAGCAACAACGAAUGAUGAAAUCUGAAAGCAUGCCUGUACAACUCAGCAAAGGACAGAUAGUUACAGGAGAUGAUGCUAAGGCUUGUAUCCCUGUCAAGACUAUUACUGAACUUCCAGGUCACGGUGCCAGUCAUGUUAGUUCCUCACCUAGUACUGAGAGUCUGCUCACUGCAAAAGAUAACACAGCAUCCCCUCCACAUUCUACUGCUAAAAAGGAUUCAUUCUUUAGUACAAUCUCUCGUUCACGAUCGCAUAGUAAAACUAUGGGUGGCCGAAAAGAUGUGGAGGAUGAAUUGGAGACCCAGGUCUCUUUUCUGCAAGGACAGCUGAAUGACCUCGAGGCAAUGUGCAAAUUCUGUGCCAAGAUGAUGAAUACGCACAUAUGCAAAAUACAAGAUGUGAUUCUAAAAGAAAAUCUUGAAAAGGAAGAUGAAGUCCUGGUAUCACUGGCUGGACUCAAGCAGAUUAAAGACAUUCUGAAAGGUUCCCUGCGUUUUAACCAAAGCCAGCUGGAGGCAGAGGAAAAUGAAGAGAUUACAAUAGCAGAUAACCAUUACUGUUCCAAUAAUCGAGCAGAGGGUGAAAGCAUAAAGCUACCGCCAGCUGACAGGGAGAUGCAGGCAACAGUGAAAACUGAAGAGGUCACAUCGCUGACUUCUCUGAAUUCAGAUGGUAGAAAUUCAGAUGACUACAUCUUGGUCUCGAAUGAAGAUGAUGACUUGAUACGUGAGCACUCAUCCAAGAAAUCAGAAGCAACAGCAGCCACAUCAGUGAAACAUCAAAUCUUACAAGCAUCCGAUGCCACUCAUGCAACUGGAAAAGAAACACAGCAAUCUUCAGUUUUUUCUGAUCCUCUGACAGGUGGAUUUCUAGGCCUACCAUCCAGUAACUCAGAAUCCAGUCCUGAUGAUGACAGCAGCAACAGCAAGGAUUCUGAUUUCACAAUCGUCAGCCCUCUGGACAUCUGAAAGGUUUCCAGUCAGGUGUGCUCUCCACAUUGAAACAAAAUCAUUUAUCUGCACACGAAUGAAAUUCCUUAUGGAUUGAUUAACAAGUAAAACUUCUCUCCCUCUGCUUGAAAGUGGUAUAAGGUUUAUAUAUAUCCCUGUUUAAUAAAGAAUAUUGGAAUGUAAUAAUGAUGGGUCAUAGACAUCGAAUGUAAUUCCUUAUCCUUUGACUAGCUCACUGCUAUACCAUUCAUCAGGUAUCUUUGGUCUUCUCUCCCAAGCAUUUGGUAUGCCUUGUAAGUGGGGUUUUCUUAUGAUGAUCAAGAUCAAUGCAGAAAUCUGUCUUAGAGAUUGUGCUUGCUUCACUGCACUGCAUCCCCAAUCUCACCCAGACAGACAUAGGACUAAAGGACUUGUAUUAUUUAAACAAAAUAUACUGAUUUCAGACAAUGAAAUUAUAUGGAUACUUUAAUAACAAAUAUAGGGAUAAAGAAGUUAUUGAUUAUUAAUGGUAUCUCCCACAACUUUGCGAUGGCAUUUUGAAAUGCAGGAGGAAGUACAAGUAUCUAAUCCUUCUAACUAUUGUGGAAGCACUGGACCUUUUUAGUCCUUGGAUCCUUACUUUUGUAAUGGAAAUGCAAUACCUCCUAUCCAUCUGAUAAUUAUUAUACACGAGAUCACUAAUGCUGUUUUAUUAAUCUGCCAAUUUGAUUCAGAGUCUGGGGCUUUAGAACCUUUAUGCUAAUUGCUGUUUGAUUGCAUCAUCAAAAAAAAAUCACAGAAAUGUGUUUACAUUGUGCUUCCAAUUUUACAAUAUAGCAAUGAUAUCUUUAUUCAAAUACUGUCUCAUGUAUGUACUCUAGCCUUGGAGCAUUUUGCAAAGCUAGGCACUGGGAGCUUCAUAAAAAUCAAGUCAAUAUUGCUGAAUAGUUGUUCUAAAAAGUAGCUGCCUGCAUAUUUGAUACUGUUUCUACUAUAAGAGCCUCCUACAUUCUACCAAGUAAUUGCUGUAAUAGAGAUUUUGCUCCCAUUGGUGGUAUUUGUUUCUACAAGUUAUUGCUGCAAUGUUUAAUUCUGGAUGUGGUUUACAAAGAAUAUGUAAUAUGUAACUGAGAAAAAUCACUGGAAAGCAUUGUACCAACAUUUACUGUUGUGUUUUUAUGAAAUAUCUCAUUUAACCUUUUAAUACAAGACCUCAAAUCUUCAGAGACCCACCCAGAAAAUAAUUAGAAUGUACUGUGUACCAAGUGCCACAUCCAAAUUAUGUGCUUAUUGAAGUAUUGAUUUAUUACAUAGAAAGCAAUGUUAUUAAACACAAUUGUCAGUAUAAAAGAUUUUUUUUACAGAAUAGACUUACAGGACUCUGUAUUGUACAAAGGAUAAAAUCAUUUGCACAACCUGUAAUUUAUUUUGAACUACACAAAUUGCUGAAGAUAAUUUUGUCCAGAAACACGAUGAGGAUUCUAAUGGCACUGAACUUGCUUAAUGAACUUAAAUAUUACAAGCCUAAAAUAAUUAAUAAAAUGACCAACAGACCAUACUCUGUGACUUGUUUCACCGGGCUGGUUUAAAA